UCAGUGCUGUCAUCAUUCAGAAGCCCAUUCGUAGACAGGAGUGAAAGGGAGUACAAGAAGUCCAGAAUUUUUUUUUAAGAUUUCAAAAACUUACUCGCACUUUUUUUUUACUCUGUCUUGCAAAGGAAUGGUCAAGCAGUGAACUGUAAAUGAGUUCAUUCCCAACCUCCAGGAUGUCUGGAGGCGUGGAUGUUCAGCUUCCAGGAGACCCUAUCUUGUCAGAGCAUCAUGGACGACGGCGUCCUCAGAUCCUUUAUUUGCCUUCCCGUUCCACAAAUCGUAGACGUCAGGUAAAAGAUCACGUGAAGCUGGUGAGCCCUUCGGAGCUGGACUCUGCUUUGAAGCAGGGCUCACCACUUGUUCUUGAUUGCAGGCCAGCCUUUGCCUUUGGAAAGGGGCAUGUGGCUGGUGCUGUGUCCGUCCGCUGUUCGGAUCGUAUUAGCCGGAGACGACUACAGCAUGGAAGAUUGGGUUUAUGCGACUUGAUCUCAGAUCAGACAGCCAAGGAAAGGUUGGAAACCUGUAGGGGCUCUGAGGUGGUGCUGUAUGAUGAUGGGACGUCUGAGGCAGAGCAGCUAACGGAAGAUCACCCUUUGUCUCCUGUCAUCUCUUCAAUCCGGGAGAUGGGAGCCCGUCCUGUCUUGCUACGAGGUGGCUGGCAAGAAUUCUCCAGAAACCAGCAAAGCUCUUGCUCUUCUCCUCCAACCCCUGAAGAAGAGGAAUGUCCACCUUCUACAUUUGCUAUAGAGAGCCCUCGUGCAACAGCCAUCCUUCCUUUCCUGUAUGUUGGCAACGAGAGAGAUGCAGAAGAUCUGAGUGGAUUAAAAGAGCUCGGAAUUGGUUAUGUGCUCAAUGUUACCAAUCAUGUUCCUGGUUAUUGCGAUGACAAAGGUUUUGCCUUCCUAAGACUACCAGCUAUUGAUUCCUAUCAGCAAAAUAUAAAACAGUAUUUCAACAAGGCAUUUGCAUUUAUCGAUGAAGCCCGUCAGCGGAACAGUGCCGUCUUGGUGCACUGCCAAGCAGGUGUAUCUCGUUCUGCCACAAUUGUUAUUGGUUACCUUAUGUACCACACGAGCAUGUCCUCAAUGGAAGCCUAUCAGAUGGUCAAGAGCAAGCGACCCAUUAUCUCUCCCAACCUCCACUUUAUGGGGCAGCUGCUAGAACUGGAACAGAUUCUUCAGAACAAUCAAGACUGCAGCAUCAGUUGAUGUUGCCCACAGUAGCCUUCAUUCUUCAUGAAAGUUGCUUGUGGAUUCUCUUCUUUUGGAAACAACUUAAGCAUGAUGGGAAUAAGGAAUGAAACCCUUCACUUGGUAAUUCAAGUAACAAGAUAUAUUUUAAAGGUUAACAUUGUGAAGAAAAUAGACUUAUAAAGAAAAUAGACUUCAUGUGUAUCAAGUGUUUUUAAAUUAGGCUGUUAUAGAAGGAUAUAGGUCAGAUGUUGAUUGAAAUUUGCAUUUUAUGAAUACAUUUAUAUGCAAUUUUGAUAUGACUUACUUUUAUUUAAGCAAUGUUUUUAUAAAGCACUGUAUUUUAGCCACCGUGAAUUAUAUUGUAUCAUUUUACACUAGUAUGAAUGGACUGUGAAUUCAGUUUGUUAUUUUUAGUAGUAUAAGUCUGUUUAAUUAAGUAGAGUAGAAAAUAAUUAUUAAAAUGUAUGAAUGGAGUGGUUAUUUUUAUAAUUACAUAUGAAUAUUAUAAAGGAAAUUGUCUUUUACUUAAAAAAAUUCAUGUAGCUACCUAUAUUUUCAUAUGUAAUGAGUAUAAAUGGCUCUUGAUUGCAGUAUAUUGAUGUGGGAUGUUCAGAAAAACCUCAUAUUAUUUCAAUGAUAUUAUUAAGAGUUAGUAAAAUAUAUUGAGGUUAUAGUUAUGCGUUUUUCAAUAGUAGUGUCUUUUCUGUUUUCAAUACAUCUUUUUUGUUCUGUUUCUUUAAAAACGUGUUUAGGUUCGUAUAUUGUGUUAUGUAUAUGUAUAACAAGUAUUACCCACUUAAUGUUGUGCGAUAUGGCUGAUAUGUCUGUUAGAUGUAACGGUCUCUUUCAACUGUUUUCAUUUUCAUUGUAACUCAUUUGUAUUUAUCUGGUCAGUGUUCUCCACCAAAAAGGUGCCUUUGUGUGUUCACAGAUCUAAUUCACCCUAUUUUCGUAUUCAUGUAUGAAUAAGCAUUUGUAUUUUUGUAUUUAGGCAGUUAUUCUUGCAGUAUUUUGUCUAUAUAACAAUGCUAUAUGAUAAUUUACCACAAUCAAAGCCUCUAGCCAUCAUGGAAGUUCAGCCAUGUGACCUAAUAUUAUGCUUAACAAAUCUAGUCAAAACCAAAGUGCCUCAUCUUGUGUCAACUGCCUGUGUAUGUAGGGGACCACAGCAUCUUGGAAUCAAAUUGUAUGGUGCCUAUAUCCUUAUAUAAAUAUAUAUCUCAAGCCUUCAUCCUUUGUCAUAUGUAGAAUAGAUGAUGCUGAAUAUUUAUUUUAUAAUAAAUUGCUUUUUAUCAAUUUGAA
Molecule: messenger RNA, 2495 nt
Organism: Stegodyphus dumicola
Lineage: Eukaryota; Metazoa; Arthropoda; Arachnida; Araneae; Eresidae
Product: dual specificity protein phosphatase 10-like
Biological process (GO): peptidyl-tyrosine dephosphorylation; negative regulation of MAPK cascade
Cellular component (GO): cytosol; cytoplasm
Molecular function (GO): protein tyrosine/threonine phosphatase activity; MAP kinase tyrosine phosphatase activity; MAP kinase tyrosine/serine/threonine phosphatase activity
Source: RefSeq, a predicted model, not a curated record